CGUGCUCAUCCUCCACUUCACUGUGGAAGAAGACACCACGCUAAGUUUCUGGAGGCUUCUGGGGUUUCUGACGUGGUUUUGCUAACGUAAACCCACCAUUAGCUAAAACCCCCCCGGCGUUAGCAGCUCUUAAUUUACCUCCACGCAGGUACAAACACUCCCAGGAAAAGCCCUGGUCAGACGCACGCGAGGGCAUUUGGAGGCGAACCACAGCGUCUCACCCGUCCGUCCUCACCCCUCCCCGUCUUUGUCGUCACGUCGAGCCGCUUUGCAUACCGACUUCCUUCUCCCGCCGGUCCCCAUCAGCCAGCCGGCCAGGCGAGCAGCAGCAGCUGAUAACAUGACGGGAGGAUACAGUGUCACGGAGAGCCACGCAGAGCCGACUUUAAAAACUUCAUUCGGGAAGUAGGCGGAUGUCGUGUGCGACCGACAUCCAACUCGGAGAAGGACGACACGGAGUGGAGCGGAGAAAUGGAUAAUAUCUGAUGCUACCGGGAUUUUUGUUGUUGUUUGUCUUGUUCGACGCGAAGAGGCUGAAUAUGCCGGUGUUUGGAAGUACGCGGAGUGUUUUUCUUCCCACUCACAGCUCUAACCUAAGGAUUUAAAUCGCCGCUUUUUUUUUUUUUGGCUAAUUGUAGCCCCUCGAUUAAAACAAAACAAAAAACAAACAAAAAAAAAACGCUACUUGUGCGUUGCUGAGUUUUUAUUUAUUUUUUUUUAUUUUGUAUUUUUUUUAACGUCGCAGUUAGUGAGCGCGCUUUCCUGCAGGCUUCAUGUGAUUUUGUAAGCUAAUCCACAUUUUUAAAUGUAUAAAAUUAGCCAUGGGGUGGCCCCCCUCUGAAACAGCCUGUGAAACCAUUAGGAGCGCCUCUCGGCUCCCCUUCUUCACCCACCUUCCAUCAACAUUUCCUGUUUGCUAGCUUUUCCCCUCAUUACAGGUGUCUUAUUUGUUUAUGUUUUAUUUAUUUUUGCGACACCGCAUUCAUUUUUUUUUUUUUUGCAGUUACAACCUAAUUCAGAUUUUUCUUGUUUGUUUUUUUUCAAAUAUUCAUCUUUACGUUAAGGCUGCUAACUGCUGUGUGUUUUGCAAUCAAUUAACUAACCCCGCCAACCCUCCCCCGCCCCCCAUCGCAGGACACGAAUCCCCCCGUUUUCCCGUCCUGAUUUCCACCAUGAGUUACAUGGUAGUGAAUGUAUUGCUACGUGGACUCGUCAUCUAUGCGGUACUGGGCUCGGAGUGCUCCUACUCCAACGAUCUGCCGAGCCACUCGUCUGACGCUGCAAAUGUAGCCAUCACAGACCCGUGUCUCAUCGUGAUGCCGCCAUGCGUGGGCGAGGCCGACCGCUUCAGCCUGGAGGCGCUGCGGCACAUCCACAAGCAGCUGGACGAUGACAACGACGGAGGGAUAGAGGUCAACGAGAGCUUGGAGUUUAUAAUAGAAGACAUGAAGCAGCAGCAAACCAACAAACACAGCAACCUGCACCGUGAAGACCAGCACAUCACAGUGGAGGAGCUGUGGAAGGGAUGGAAGAACUCUGAAGUCCACAACUGGACCAUGGAGGACACGGUGCAGUGGCUGAAGGAGUCGGUGGAGCUGCCGCAGUAUGAGAAGAACUUCCGGGACUUCCGGGUCACAGGGAACACGUUACCUCGAAUAGCGGCAAACGAACCGUCGUUUAUGUCCAUGCAGCUGAGGAUAUUAGACCAGCGGCACAAACAGAAGCUCAACCUGAAGGCGCUCGACGCCGUGCUUUUCGGGCCUCCUCUUCGUCCGCAGCACAACUGGGUGAAAGACUUUGUCCUGAUGGUCUCCAUUGUGAUCGGAGUGGGAGGCUGCUGGUUCGCCUACAUUCAGAACAAAUCCAGCAAGGUGCACAUUUCUCAGAUGAUGAAGGAUCUGGAGAGCCUUCAGAACGCUGAGCAGAGCCUGUUGGACAUGCAGAGCCGGCUGGAGAAGGCUCAGGAGGAGAACCGGACGGUCGCCGUGGAGAAGGAGAACCUCGAGCAGAAGAUGAGGGACGAGAUCAUCGACGCCAAAAAGGAGGCCCACCGGCUGCGAGAGCUGCGAGAAGGCGCCGAGUGCGAGCUCAGCCGGCUCAAAUACGCCGAGGAGGAGCUGGUCCAGGUGCGGAAGGCUCUGAAGCGGGCGGAGAAGGAGAUGCAAUCCGAGCGCUCCGUCCCCGAGGCGCUGCAGAAGUGGCUGCAGCUCACGCACGAGGUGGAAGUUCAGUACUACAACAUCAAGAAGCAGAGCGCCGAGUUCCAGCUGUACGUCGCCAAAGACGAGGCAGAGAAAAUAAAAAAGAAAAGAGGUUCUGUGUUCGGAACCCUUCAUGUCGCCCACAGCUCGUCCCUGGAUGAGGUGGACCACAAGAUACUAGAAGCAAAGAAAGCUCUGUCAGAGGUGACGGCGUGCCUGAGGGAGCGGCUUCACCGCUGGCAGCAGAUCGAGAAGCUCUGUGGCUUCCCCGUCGUCAACAACUCAGGUCUGCCGAGCCUGACGGCCAGCCUCUACUCGGACCACAGCUGGGUGGUCAUGCCCCGAGUCUCCGUCCCGCCGUACCCCAUCGCAGGCGGUGUGGAUGACCUGGACGAGGACACGCCUCCCAUCAUUCCACAGUUCUCCACCGCCGCGUUGAUCCGACCCCCGCUGACCCGCAACAGCAGCCUGUGCCGCUCCCGCCGAAGCCUGCUGAGCCAACAGUCGUCCCUGAUGUCCCCGGACCCGGAUCUGCUGUCCAUGGCCGGCUCGUCCCUCUCCUAUCGCCCCGACGUCGACGACGAACAGUUUAUGUUCAGUUUGGAUAGGAGGGGGUAUGUAGCUGUGGCCGGAACGCCAUGGAAUGGUUUUACAGUUUGGACCAACAGAGAACCGACUCAGGACGGCAGCUCCGACACGGACUCCCUCUGCUCCACCAUCGGCCGGAAGCAGUUGCACUCCCCCGGCGCCGCCGACGCCCCGUUCCGCCGCAUCUCCCGCGAGGAGCUGCUGCUGCUGGGCCACGGCAGCCCGGAGCGCCCCGGCUCCACCCACACCACCAGCAGCAGCAGCAGCAGCAGCCUCAGGGACUCCACGCCUCCUCCUAUGCCCCCGACGCCGGCCGCCACCCCCUCCGGCCCGCCCUCCACUUCGCCGUCCCCGGCCCUGGAGCACCAGCCGUUCGCGCGGAAAGGCUCGCCCGACCUCACCCGCGUCAUACCCGAGUCCCAAAGCAUGCCGCUGUCGCAGGGCAGCGCCGCCUCUCCGACGGGCAAGGGCGUCUACAACGGCAUCCUGGAGAAGUCCUACAGCUACGGCCAGCUGCCGGCGAGCAUGCUGCCCAACGUGGGGCGCCACCCGUCUCUCACCUCGCUGGACUCGGAGGGCCGGAGCCUGGGGAGAGAUUACAAGCUCCACAGCACCUCCUCCCAGGACUCCUGCGACAACGGGGAGAAAAUUAAGCGCUCCUCGUCUAAAAUCAAAAGCUUAUUUAAGAAGAAGAAAUAAAAAAUGUUCAAAGAGAGGUAACGCGUCAUGUGUGACGGCGAGAGAGAAAACUAAACUAAGGGAAGAGUUUUAUCGCUCAUGCGUCACUGGAAGAUAAAACAUUUCCUUUUCUCUCCUGGGUUUUUUUUUUUUUUUCUUCUUUUCUGUCGUCGUCAAAGAUGGAAUGUAGCUCAGCCUGGGUGCCGUCAAACGCCCCUCAGCCUGGUAGCCUUAUUUUUCAAUAAUCCCUUUGUUUUUAGUUCUCGCAGAGAAAAAACCCGCACAGGUGGAGGAAGGAGCCGAGGCAAGCUUAAAACCUGCUCACGGUUCUCUCUUCCUUUCUUUUCUUUUCUUUGUAUUUUUUUAUUUUUUAUUUUUUUUAGUUUGAACCAAAAAAACCUCUUCGUAAAGGGUCAAAAGGUGCGGUCUUGUGCAUUUAGUUUCAAACUCACAAAGUGUAGUGUUUCACUGAAGACGUGUUGUGUGGAUGAACUCGUGUGCUUGACUCAUUUCAUUCAGAGGAGAAAGCGAGCGAGCGAGAGAGAGAGAGAGAGAGAGAAAAUAAUAAUAAUCCUGCUAAAAGUUUGUUGCACUCCUGUUUUCUUCGUGGUUGUGUUUUUUUGGGGGAGGGGGGUUUGGAAGAGAGAGAGAGAGAGAGAUUUAGAAUCAAGAUGUCAAAAUGAAGGGAGGGGGAUGAGUGAGCGGUCGCAGUGAAAACGCAGCACAGAGCCAAAAUGAUCUGACGUGCCCUCAGUGCCACUCUUUAUGGAUGUCUCUAUAUAAAUAGAAAAAAGAAAUAUAUAUAUACAUAUAAACUGUUUUCACACAAUGUUCUUAAAGGUGAUUUUAAUAGAUUUUUAAAUUUUACGGCUUCAUUGCGGACUGAAGCUGCAGCGGUCACUUUAUCUGUGUUCUUGUCGCCCUUUAUUACUUGAUUACCUGCAUCCUGUAGCCAUACAGUAACAAAAUCUACUAUCUUUAUGUUUUUUUUUUAAAUCUAUAUCUCUAUAUCCUACAGCUUUUUAAACCUGGUGUCACUACAAUGUUUGGGGGGAGGAGGGCGAAAUUGGUUUGCAGGUGCAUCUCUCAAGUAAAUUAAAUGAUCAUUGAGAAGCUUAUUUAUUUUUGUAAUGUAGUUUGAAAAGUGAAAGUUGUGUCUCGUGUAGUUUUCUUACACACAGAGUGAUGUAUUUUAAGUGUAUUUUUUUGUUUAAAGAUUUUAAUCUUUCGCAAACCUUCAAAUUGGGUUUCCAUGAUCCCUGCUCAAGGCUGCAGUCAAGAGCAUGGAGUCGAAUGUUAUCAUGUUUCCCGCCUUCAUAUAUAAAGUAAAACUGAUUCCAUGUUCAAAAUCUAAUCACUAUCUUGAACAAUAAAAGGCAAACUCAGAUUAAAAAAAAAAAAAAAACAUCUUCAAAGUUGUGUUGAUUCACGGUUUAACCAUGUAGUGUUUUUAUUUAUUUAUUUUGCUUAAAUGUUCAUACUAUUCAGCUUGUACUGAAGUCUUGAAGUGGACGGCUUUUGGGAAUUCAGCCUCCUGCAGUUUUUCCUUCCACUAAACUUAGCAUUAAUAUUCUUGGAUGCAGCACUCUAUGAGCAGCCAUCAAGUAUUAUUAAUCUCUCAUCUAGUGCGUAACUAUUUUUUUUUUCUUUUCUGAGUAACUGUUUAAUUACUUUUUUUUAGCUGCAGGUAACAAUCAAAAUGAACAGAAAUAAACACUUGAAAUGUAUCACUCUGUGUAAUGAAUAGAAGCUUCACUCUUUGAACUGAAUUAUCAGCUUAUGAACGUUGAUAUAUAUAUUUUUUUGAUGCGCCUGUAUGUGUUGAAAUUCCAGGAACACUAAGAAUAAUCUGCUGCCAAUCUGACAUCACACUGCAAGGCAACCAGACCACCCAACUGUUCAAAAAAGACAAAACAAAAAACAAUAUGCGGCAAGAAGUCAAGCUGUUUGAUCCGGAUCUGAUGAAUGAUGAACCAAGACCUGCCUCUCCUCCCUGCUUCUGACCCCCCACCGAGUCCCCACUAAGCUCGACCCACCAAUAGAGUCCUGCUCGUCACCUCCGGGGGCCCGCAGACCUCGCGCACUGAUGUCAAGAGCUUCACACUGUGAUUGCUGGCCGCUUCCUCUCGUCCCGGAUCUGGGUGUCACCGCUGCAGUUUGGGAACGCAACGGUGCUCCAGCAGCAUCUAGGAGGUCGCCGAGCUGAGGAUCCAAUGUGCGGUUUUAAAACUAGGAGGAGAAAGAGAAACAAAACAAAAAACUCAUACAUGUGAGAGGUUGUCGGGCAACGGAGCGCGCAAUGAAGGGAAUGCAGGACAGGGCUGCUCGGUGGGGAGGGAGUGAAUGUUUACGAGGAAUGUGGGGGUUUGAGGAUAUUUUGUGUGUGUGGAUAUUUGUACACUGUAGAAGAAUUAAUAAUAAUAAAAAUAAAAAUAAAAAAAAAGGAAGCAA
Messenger RNA from Poeciliopsis prolifica (blackstripe livebearer), 5918 nucleotides. It is a transcript of the gene stim2b, whose product is annotated as stromal interaction molecule 2b. Gene Ontology annotation, cellular component: plasma membrane; endoplasmic reticulum. Gene Ontology annotation, biological process: activation of store-operated calcium channel activity; store-operated calcium entry; intracellular calcium ion homeostasis. Lineage: Eukaryota; Metazoa; Chordata; Actinopteri; Cyprinodontiformes; Poeciliidae. Gene Ontology annotation, molecular function: protein binding; calcium ion binding; calcium channel regulator activity. Bases 954 to 3488 code for a protein of 844 amino acids. The transcript is spliced from 12 exons. The record is from RefSeq and is a predicted model, not a curated record.